UGUUCUUCCUUGAACCCCCCCACUCUGUUUCCAUGGCCUGCAAUUGCAAUGAGGGAUUCUGUGAUAACUAUCUUGUUAUGAACCCAAAGGAAGCAAGUUUUAUGGAUCUAUUCCAUCUCUUAUUUUCUAGUGACUUAGAGAAAAGAAAAUUUGUAAAACAUCAUCGAAAAGGCGCGAAGAAGGUCGAUCAUCGACGUCGAUGGAUCAUCUUUGUAUCUGUCUUCAUACAAAAAAUUCUUCUCCUCUCAGCAAAACCCAUGUCUUGGUUUGGUUCAGUUUUGGAGCAGUGGCUGAAUCUUCUUUUGUGUAAUGGUGGUUUCAUCAAACUUAUCUUCAAUCUCAUUACAGGGAAUGUUGUGAUGCCUCCUGAAAAAUCGUCAGCCACUUUCACAUCAUAUAUUGGAAGUCUGGAUACAAGACUGGACUUAGACAAGAGCAUCAAAAAUGGAGACAGCAGAUAUUAUGGAGAACUCUCUAUGAUGGCAUCUAAAAUAGUCUAUGAGAAUAAAGCCUUCAUACAAAAUGUAGUCACAAAUCACUGGAAGAUGAAAUUCUUAGGCUUCUAUGAUUUCUGGAAUGAUUAUGAACAGAAAUUGACAACACAGGCCUUCAUGUUCCAAGAUAAAGAGAUAAACCCAGAAAUUAUAAUGGUAGCAUUCAGAGGCACUGAACCAUUCAAUGCAGAUGAUUGGAUUACAGAUUUUGAUAUAUCUUGGUAUGAGCUCCCAGGUGUGGGAAAGAUCCAUGGUGGUUUCAUGAAAGCUUUAGGCCUACAAAAAAGCCAAGGAUGGCCAAAAGAAGUAAGAAAAGGGAAUAACAACCCUUCUGUUGCUUAUUAUGCAAUCAGGGAAAUGCUGAAAGACAUGCUAAAGAAGAAUGAAAAGGCAAAGUUUAUUGUGACUGGGCAUAGCUUGGGUGGUGCACUAGCUAUUCUCUUCCCAUUGGUAUUGUCUUUACAUGAUGAAGCAUGGUUAUUGGAGAGGAUGGAAGGGGUUUAUACAUUUGGGCAGCCUAGAGUAGGUGAUCAGAAGCUUGGAGAAUACAUGAACAAACAAUUUAAGGUGCAUAGUAUUAAAUAUUUGAGAUUAGUCUAUUGUAAUGACAUGGUUCCAAGGUUGCCUUAUGAUGACUGUACCCUCUUGUUUAAGCACUUUGGGACUUGCUUCUACUAUAAUAGCUUCUAUGAAGGAAAAAUUGUGGGAGAGGAACCAAACAAGAAUUACUUGUCGAUAUUGGAGGCAAUACCCAUAUACUUAAAUGCAAUGUGGGAACUGAUAAGAGGCUUCAUUAUUCCAUACGCAAAGGGAAGAGAUUAUGCAGAAGGAGGGAUUCUGAGAAUGUUUAGGCUUAUUGGAUUGUUACUCCCAGGAUUAUCAGCUCAUGGACCUCAAGAUUAUGUAAACUCUACCAGAUUGUGUUCCUCGAUUCCAUCCCUUCAAAUCCAAGAUCUAACUCACCAGAAAGGUUUGAAAUAUGAGAAAAAAAUAUAGAUUACACAUUAAAUUAAAAUCUAAAAUGCUAGAAUUUUAGAUUUUCAUUUGGAAGGUGUGUUUGGUGACUAUUGAUC
Molecule: messenger RNA, 1567 nt
Organism: Telopea speciosissima
Lineage: Eukaryota; Viridiplantae; Streptophyta; Magnoliopsida; Proteales; Proteaceae
Product: triacylglycerol lipase OBL1-like
Exons: 5
Coding region: 33-1490 (485 amino acids)
Biological process (GO): lipid metabolic process
Molecular function (GO): triacylglycerol lipase activity
Source: RefSeq, a predicted model, not a curated record